Rana temporaria (common frog) is the source of this 2789-nucleotide messenger RNA. RefSeq names its product perforin-1-like. Bases 567 to 2201 code for a protein of 544 amino acids. The transcript has 4 exons. The record is from RefSeq and is a predicted model, not a curated record. NCBI's taxonomy places the organism in Eukaryota, Metazoa, Chordata, Amphibia, Anura, Ranidae.
CAAUAUAGACAGAGGGACAACGUACAUCAUCAUUACCGUAGUCAAGUACUACCAAUGGCAUGCAAGGACUAGAGUAGCCAUGCAUAAUGAACAGUUUAUCUCCAGUAAAAUUGCAGGUUUUGUGUUAUCUGAGUUACGAUGGAUCAAGUGUUUGGAGAUUAGGAACUUUUAUGGACAUUUUAAUCUCCUAAUAAUGCCUUUUUUAACUGCUAAGUAUUUGACCUAAACAUGUCGGUAAUUGUUGUAUUUACUGUAUGUUAUUAUGUAUCUUGUCUGUUUUUACAAAUAAAAAUAUCCAUACAUACAGAAAUAGAACAGUUCGUGAGAAGACAUUGUUAGAGGUUGUCUGGGUGUUGGAGGUUUGGAGAAGCUGUGGUGGAUUUUCUCAGUUGGACUGCCAGAUGAUUUGUUCCUUAUUUCAGAAGAUGAGAAGAUGUGACCCCCCCGCCUCCUCCCAACACUCACAUAUAAACCAUCCAGACUCCUCCAGUCCUCCAGUGUCCGUCUGCUCAUCCCUCAGAUCAGAGAACUGACAUCCAGAACCUCCACGUUGGGGUUCAUUUUCAAUGCAACUGAAUAUGUGGCUCAUCUUGGUUCUUCUAAGCUUUGCCACCUCUACCCACUGCCAAACUCACCCCCCACUCACCUACGCCUGCAAAUCUGCCAUGAAACCAGAAUGCGAUAAACUCGAUUUUGUCCCCGGGCACAAUCUUCUUGGUCAAGGCUUUGAUAUUGUGACCAUGAAGCAGACCAGGGCUCACCUUCUAGAUCUCCAGACAUUUUCUGUACAAAACAACACCUGCACUGUCUGUCUCAACCCAUAUAUAAAAAAUGCUUGGCAAAAGCUGCCCUUUGCCAUGGUGGACUGGAGGCCCCAGACAUCCUGCUCUCGGAAGAUCAGCAGUGAGGUCUCCCGAUCUUCUGCAUCGCUGGCUGAGGAUUCUGCAUCUGAUGUGAAGAAUGACUGGGGAGCUGAUCUAAAGGUCACCCAUCAUGGGGUGUCCGGCAAACUGGUCAUGGCUGGUUCUCAUUCCGAAGUAGCAAAGUUUGGUGAGAAUAAGGCCAACAAAGACCAUUACACCUUCCUCAAGCACCAUAUGAGUUGUGUCUAUUACAGCUUCCGACUUUCAGACCUCUCUCCGCUGACCAAAGAUCUAAAACGGGCCUUGGAGUCUCUGCCACCGGCUUAUAAUACCAACACUAAAGCAAACUACAAACGUCUAAUUAGCAUCUACGGCACUCAUUAUAUCACCAAAGCAGAUGUAGGAGGCAAAGUGCAAGAGGUCAACGCCAUCAAGACCUGUCAAGCCACCAUGGAUGGCAUGUCCAUGGAGGAGCUGAAAGAUUGUCUUAGCAUGGAGGCCUCAGUUUCUGUCAUUGGGAAAGUUGAAGCAAAUGCCAGAGCCAGCGCCUGCAAGGGGCUAAGCCAAAAACUCAACAGGGGGGAGAGUUUCCAUCAGACGUUCAAUGAGAAGAGUUGGGAGGUGAGAGGAGGGAAGAUCAAAUAUGAGCAGCUCUCCUUUGAUGUAAAGAAUGCAGAUGCCAGCGCUUUCAAGGCCUGGAUGGAAACCUUAAAGACUGACCCCGAUAUCGUAUCCUACUCUCUGGAGCCCAUCCACCACCUGGUGGAAGCCAACAGACCUCAGAGAGAGAGCCUACAGAAAGCCAUCAGCGAGUACAUCUUGGAGAAGGCCCUGCAUAGGAGAUGCUCUUGCCCACCGGGUUCCCGGCAGAGUUAUGGUAAAGAGUGCAACUGCGUUUGUCCUUCUGGUGGAGGCCAAAAUAUAAACUGUUGCCCUGAAAAAAGGGGAUUUUCCAAAGUGGUGGUCACUGUACAAAGUGCCUCAGGCCUUUGGGGUGACUACAUUACAAAGACUGAUGCUUAUGUAAAAAUAAGUGCUGGGUCGAGUUAUGCUCGGACACACACCAUAUGGAACAACGAUAAUCCAAGAUGGAACACACGGUUUGACCUCGGAGUUUUGGAACUCAGUCCAGGGUUUAGGUUGAAGGUGGAGGUUUGGGAUGAGGAUAAUAAAUAUGAUGAUGACCUGCUUGGAAAAUGCGAAAAAACAAUCAACAGUGGUGUGAGGGCCGAGGUUUGUUACUUCAACUAUGGUAGUGUGACUUUUACAGUGAGUGUACAAUGCCUCCCCCACCUGGCUGGGUCCCUCUGUAAGGACUAUGCUCCUUCCACCAGUUAGACAUGUCUUCUAUAGUCCAGCCACUUACUUUAAAAGGAACUCCAAGCUCCAAAAACACUUUAAAAAGUUUGUUUGGGCCAAGCUGGCCCAAACUAUGUCCCUCACUCCCUGGCCAAACUACUGUAACUAUGUCCCUCACUAACCUGUGAGGCCUCUGGAUGUGCGGUAUAAACUGUACGAAGCUGCGGCCACACACAGCAUAACGCACCGUGUUCUGGGUGCGAGCCGAGACUUCUGGCGGGCCGAUGAUGUCACAACCUCUGAUUCAGCCAUUUAGAGGAAGCUUUGUAUCCAUUGAUAGAAUACAGGGCUUGCUCUGAGCGGCUGAGCGCCGCUGCUGUAGACUGAUCUGUGUUUUGGGUAUGAGACAGGAAGUCUCGGCUCACCCCCGGAAACACAGUGCGGUAUGCUCUAUGUGGCCUCUAUGUGACACAUCCAGCGGCCUCACAGGUUACUAAGGGACAUUUGGUUUAUUUGGGCCAGCUUGGGCUAGGCAAACUAUAUAAAUAGGUGGAUUCAAGUAGCCCGCCGCAUCUUUGCGGCGGCGUAGCGUAUCGUAUUUACACUACGCCGCCGUAAGUUAGCUAG